Cynara cardunculus var. scolymus (artichoke) is the source of this 1574-nucleotide messenger RNA. Its product is annotated as pentatricopeptide repeat-containing protein At5g48910-like. Lineage: Eukaryota; Viridiplantae; Streptophyta; Magnoliopsida; Asterales; Asteraceae. The transcript is spliced from 2 exons. The coding region runs from base 1 to 1512 and encodes 503 amino acids. The record is from RefSeq and is a predicted model, not a curated record. Gene Ontology annotation, biological process: RNA modification. Gene Ontology annotation, molecular function: RNA binding; protein binding.
AUGGAGGGUGAGAUGAGUGGCUGUGACGUGGUUCGUGGGAAAAGCAGCGUUACGUUAGAAUUUGAGACGGAGGUUAUCUGGGUGAAUGCAUAUAUGUUACGGCGACCACUCAUCGGGAAACAUCGCCCUCAGUCGUCAUGCUCCACGGUCAGACCUGCUCAUAUACAGCCAUACCCACCGAACUUAUCUCUGCUCGCAGACAAAUGCACUUCGAUGCGCCAACUUCAACAAAUCCACGCUCAAAUGCUCGUCUCUGCCACCAUCCACGACAAAUUCGCCGCUAGCCGUUUACUAUCAUUCUCCGCUCUUUCCCUCCACGGCGACCUAAAUUAUGCUUCCAAACUACUAAACACUGUACAACAACCAAACAUGUUUAUGUGGAACACCCUUAUUAGGGGCCUAGCGAGCGGCCCUGAUCCACGUGAAGCUGUGUUUCUGUAUAUAAAGAUGCGUCAAAUCGGUGUUACACCGGGUAAACACACAUUCCCCUUUCUUCUCAAAGCUUGUUCCAACUUACAAUCGAUUGUAUCCUGCAAACAAGUACAUACCCAAGUCGUGAAAGUCGGAUUAGACCUCGAUUUGCAUGUUGUCAAUAAUUUGAUCAGAGGGUAUUCCGUUUCUUGCAGUAUGAAACAUGCCCGCCAACUGUUUGAUGAAUUGCCUGACAAAAAUGUCAACAUUUGGACCACAAUGGUUUGUGGGUAUGCUCAAAAUGAUUGCCCACAAGACGCAUUGGGGCUGUUCAAUGAGAUGGUUGCCCGAAAAUUCGAACCAAAUGGUCCGAGCCUUUCAUCGGUGUUGUCAGCUUGUGCACAAUCAGGGUGUUUAGAAAUGGGAGAAAAGAUCCAUAGAUACAUACAAGAUAAAGGAUUCGAAACCGGAGUUGUUCUUGGUACUGCUCUAGUGAACAUGUAUGCCAAGAAUGGAUCACUUCUAAUGGCAAGAAAUUGUUUCAACGAUAUGCCUCAAAAAAACAUAGUAACUUGGAAUGCGAUGAUUUCAGGAUUAGCAGUUAACGGACACGCCAAAGAAGCACUUGAGUUCUUUCAGGAUCUAGAGAAACAUCAGGUGAUCCCAAACGAUAGGACGUUUGUUGGAGUUCUAUCUGCUUGUUGCCAUGCCGGAAUGCUUGAUUUUGGCCGGAAAAUAUUCAACUCAAUGAGGAGUGUUUAUGGAAUCGAGCCCAAGAUACAGCAUUACGGAUGUAUGGUUGAUCUUCUAGGUCGAUGUGGGCAGGUAUCGGAGGCCGAGGAGUUGAUUAAGAGAAUGCCAUGGAAAGCUGAUCUGAAGAUUUUGGGAGCCCUUUUGAGUGCUUGUGGCAGCCAUGGAAAUCUUGAGGUUGCUGAAAGAGUUGUGAAGGAGAUGCUUGCAUUGGAGCAGCAUAAUCAUGGUGCUUAUGUUGUUUUGUCGAAUAUGUAUGCGGAUAUUGGACGGUGGGAGGAUGUUUCGAGGUUGAGGGAGAUUAUGAAAGACGAGAGUUUGAAGAAAACACCAGGAUCAAGCCUUUUUUGACGAGGACGACGAUGAUGACGAAGAGGAUUUUGUGUAAAAAAUGCGAUUUUGAUUUGAUACAU